AAGGCCGUUUCACUUCAAGAUGAUUCGGGCUGGGCGCCCCGCGGGCUGAGCUCGCGGACCGUACAUGGCGGACACGUAUGCGUACGGCCUGACGCACAAGAACACCUUUCUGGAUUGCGAGUCGCCGUGGAUUGAUCACGUCACCGUGGGGCGGCGUGCCAAGUCGGACCCCUCCUCUGACCGCUCCUCAACCUCGGGGCUGCUCAACGACAGCAGCAGGGAGCAACUGACCGCUCUGACAGGCACUCUCAGCAGAGGUCACGGAGGGCCAGAGUGUGGCCCGAUCGUACUACAACAGCAGGAUGAGGAUGAGGCGCGGCCCGAGCCAGCGAAUCUGGAGACCGCCGCUCGGACAUUCCGCCAGGAGAUGGAGGAAGACGAACGGUUCGGCAAAAACGAUGAAAGCAAGGAGACUGCCAUCACAAGGACGCAGCGGCGUCAUCUGUUGCGGAAGCACGCGAAGACCAGCCAGAGAAAAGAGGUCCACGAUGUAGAGGCGGGCAGUUCGAAAGCCUCUACCAAGAUCUCUCUUUAAUUGCCCUUGUUCGGGCUCCUGUAACUAGUGGACUUUGGCAGGCGUGCUCAGACCACAGUCCAGAAACGAAGCAUUUGUUAGUGGAUGGGUGUGAGUCUGCGGCACAGGACAGGAUUUAUAAUUGGUCACGCAAGAAGAGGAACGAAAGGAGUGGGGAAGAAGGGCCUGCGCGGCGAUUGUCGCGCACGCAUUCUGACGGGUUGCAAUAGCGCUCGUCAAGGCUGCUCGUUCUUUAUGACAUCCUUAUCUUUGCCACCACGUGGAUGUUUGUGAUUUCCAGCGAGUUCCUCUUCAUCCUCUCCCUCCUCCAAUCGGCUCCUCCUCCUCCGCCUCUUCCUCCUCCUCCUCUUCCUCCUCCUCCUCCUACCUCCACCAUCCAUCCUCAUCCUCCCUCCUCUGCCAGACCCCGUGCACAAGUUUACGUAUUGCUGACCUCUGCCAAUCAUCCAGGUGGGCGCGAUGACGUUCGCCGGUCUUAGAUGAGGCUGUUGUCGUUGCCGCAUACGUUUUCUUGCAGGUGGUCAGGCCCAACCCCGGGCAACAGGGCGGCCAGCUCCAACCAAACCCGCCGCAGGGGACAUCCGGCACCUUCAGGGCGCUCCGCGGAGUUUUACUUCUUCUGCACUCGACCACAUUAGGCAUCACAAGAGGUGGGGUGGAGAGCAGAUGCCUCCUCCUCCUCCUCCUCCGGGAAGUUUUUUUGUGGCGAGGGCCAGGGCCAUCGCCAAGAAGAAGAAAAAGGCCGUUCGAGCUCUCCCAGUCAAGCCCGAACCUUGAACGGCAACUCUGCCAGCCUGGAGACACUUGAUCCUGUGCAUUUAGUCUUCCUAGGUGGGGCCCAGGUUUUGGCCCAACCGUCGUUUGGGCCCAGGCUCGCGCCCGCCAGGUUUAGGCCCUAGGUCGUUUUCAGUAAACAACGUUUUACUAACGUGGGUUCUGUCCAUCUCCGAUUUUUCUGCACUCAACAACCUCAGGCAUCACAAGAGGUGGGGUGGAGAGCAGAUGCGAAGCCUUCUCGUGGCGAGGGCUAGGGCCAUCGCCAAGAACAGAAGCCGUUCGAGCUCUCCCAGUCAGGCCCGAACCCUGACUGGCAACUCUGUCAGCCUAGAUGCACGUGGUCCUGUGCAUUUCGGCUUCCCGCCUCGUCUUCUCCUCGUGCUCCUGCUUCCUCUUUCGUGCCAUCGGCCAGUGCUGCGCCCCCCCCAGCUCCGUCGAGGUUCCACUUGUGUUGGCUCGAUGUCCAUCGCUGCUCUCAGGGCAGGCUAUUUCCGCCGCCGCAUGCGUUCUUACGCAGGCGGUCAGGGCCCAUUCCUGCGGUGCGCCUGUGUGGGCGAGGUGUCCACCGGCGCCCCUGGAGUGGCUCCCCCGGGCUCUGCAGUGCGCCUGUGUGGGCGAGGUGUCCACCAGCGCACACAGAGUGGCCUCCCCUGGCAAUGAAUGAGGGAGACGGUUCAAUAGGGCCCCAAGACCGCAAGAGACCCCCCAUCUCGGGGAGGCAGAGGGCCCAGGCCGCCACGGCGCGCGGCGUUGAGUGGGGUCACCGACCCCGUCAGCUUCCACAGCAGCGUCGGCGGCCCCGCAGCUUGAAGAGGUCCCCAGGUUUCAGAGGAGACUGCGACGUGAUGGCUUCUCGUCCGACAGCUCCUGGCCCCACGCUCUGCGAUGCGCGGUGCCCAUCGAUGCCGAGUCUGCAGCGCCUGUUUGUUCCCCAACCGUCCUGUGGUGUUACGGUCCUCGCUUUGAAGAGACAGUCCCCGC
Prorocentrum cordatum is the source of this 2293-nucleotide messenger RNA. The record is from the annotation of a GenBank genome assembly. NCBI's taxonomy places the organism in Eukaryota, Dinophyceae, Prorocentrales, Prorocentraceae.